This is a messenger RNA of Triticum turgidum subsp. durum (durum wheat), 645 nucleotides long. The record is from the annotation of a GenBank genome assembly. Lineage: Eukaryota; Viridiplantae; Streptophyta; Magnoliopsida; Poales; Poaceae.
AUGGCACAGUGCAAGACCAAGGUGGUGGCAUUUUUCUAUUCUUCAACCACGGGGCAGUGGCAAUCCAUUGCAUCAAAGGCUUGGAGCGAUUUGUUACUCUGCGGCAUGCCAAUUGUAUCUUUGAAAUACCGUUUGUUCUACCGUAGUCAUUAUGCCUACGGAUGUUUGUACUGGCCGAUGACGAAUGGGAUAGAAUUUGGGCUGAAGAAUCGUCCGAGGGAAGCUAUGCUCAUGCUUGACACCAUGACAAUGGAGUUCUCCGUUGCUGAUUAUCCACCUGGAAGAUGGAGAGGGUUCCAGGUUGGCAUCGUGGAGGCAGGGGAAGGCAGGCUUGGAUUGCUCACUUUCUCAAUUAAUGACGCAGCAUCACAACUUCGUUAUAUGGUUAGGCAAAACACAGAUGGGAGUAACAAUGAGUGGCAGUUGGAGAAGAUAAUCCCCUUGGGUUCGGGCAAUCAUUCUAUUGUUGCUUCAACCGAGAGGUACUUGCUCCUCCUAAGGUUAGAUUUUGGGACAGACCACUCUGAAGGUCUCUCAUUAGAUGUCAAGACAUUUCAGCUUGAGAGGGUGUGUGAGCUAUCUGACGUUACAAGCAGGUCAAUAUAUACCAGCUUCCCUCCAUCAUUGUCAUCCAGGACAGUAUGA